Molecule: messenger RNA, 4358 nt
Organism: Pistacia vera
Lineage: Eukaryota; Viridiplantae; Streptophyta; Magnoliopsida; Sapindales; Anacardiaceae
Product: probable LRR receptor-like serine/threonine-protein kinase At1g56140
Exons: 24
Biological process (GO): protein phosphorylation
Molecular function (GO): protein kinase activity; protein binding; ATP binding
Source: RefSeq, a predicted model, not a curated record
AGCCCCCUACCUAAUUCCGGUGGCGUCUAGACCCACUACCACCACCAUUUGAUCGCCCAACCCCACCACACCAAAACCCCUCUAUCCCCCACCCCACAGAUCUUGCAAAUCACCCCCUGGCCGUAUUCUGAAAUCAGUCUACUCGACGUCCUUUACGCCACUUUCGGCUUUUUUCACCCAAAACCACCACCAUCUGCCUCCCUAAACCUCCCACACCAAAACCCCAGCCUUUGCUUAAUUGAAACCAGUCAUCCACACCUGGAAAUCACCGGCCACAACUGGGUUUUUUAUAUGCGCUGCGUGACUGUCUCUUGCCAGAUUUCAGCUGAUUCCAGUGGCCUCAACCCCAAACGACACCACCCCUACACUCACUAGCAUCUCACCUUCAAAACCCCCAACCUUCCCAGCCACGAGUGCCUGAUGUUCACCAUUGCCACUCAACUUUGGGUUUUGCAAAAUCAGCUGAAAUUGGGUUUGAUUGGUUGUGGAAUUGAUUUUUGAUUUGUUUGAUUUUUGAUUUAGUUUUUUGCUUUUGCAUUUUGUCUCUGUUUUUGUAUCUUGUUCAAUAUUUUAUUUUGAUUGUUUGUGUUGCGGUGAUUGUGUUAGGAAAGAAGAAGGGCCGGUUGUGGUGGUGGUUUGGGAGGGGGUGAUUUGGCUAGCUGUUGUGGUGGUUUGGGAUGGGGUCAUUUGGAAUGGGCUGUGGUGGCAGGAAGGUGGUGUCGGUAGGUGGGAGGCAGUCAAAAGCCGACGGCAGUGAAGAAGAGGAAAGUAGAUGAAGAAGAAAAAUGUCAAAGGGCAAUUUUGUAAAAGAACCCUCUGCCCCUGUGUCGCAACCCAUCCGUCAGUAACAACGUCCAUUUAAGGGUGAGAAUUAGAAUUUAUGAAACCAGGGGUACCAACAAAAUUUCACUAAACCUUGGGUGGGAACAAGUCAUUUACUCUUUCAAAGAAAGCAAAAAAAGGUGUAAUUUAAUUAUUUAUUUUAAAUAUAUAAAUAUAGAGUCAGGUAAUUGCUUUUUGAUUACGAGAAUAAAAAGGUCAAAAAAAUAGCCAAAAGAGUCAAAGAUUGAUAAUAUGUUCCCUUAUUGAAGACAGGGUCAACUAUUGUUGACCAGUGAAGUCAACUGGGACAAAGAACAAGUCUUAUGAUAGCGACAUAGAAAUGGAGCUGUUAAUUAUUCUUGAAGAAACAGUAUUAAACAAGAGUAAUAUUGGUUUAUACAUGUAAUGAUAGUGUUGAUGAAAUCAGCCGCUUCAGUUUCAGCAAUUGUUUGCUUGUAUGUCAGUUGCAUUUUCUUGCACCUUCUUGUACUUGAUGUAGCUCAAACUCAAGCUCAAACUACUACAGCUCCUCAUGAAGUGGCAGCAUUGAAUAUGAUUUUUGAAAAAUGGGGGAUUUCUGCAAAUCAAAAUCAAUGGAAUAUAAGUGGAGAGCCAUGUAGUGGAGCCGCCGUUGACGAAUCCAUUGCCCUUGCUACCAAUGGUUACAACCCAUUUAUGAAAUGAGAGUUUACGCACUGGAAGUUGACAGUGUGAUCCCAGAUGAGCUAUGGAGUUUGAAUUUCCUCAUAGAACUGAGGAUACAAAGGAACCACUUGUCAGGUUCACUUUCUCCAUUUGUCAGCAAUCUAACUGCAUUAAAAUCACUGGACUGUAACUUUAAUAGAUUAUCUGGGCCGCUUCCAAAAGAACUUGGAAUGCUUUCUGAAUUAGAAUUCCUAGGAAUUGGAGCAAACAACUUAUCUGGUCCUCUGCCAUCUGAGCUCGGUAAUUUGACGAAGUUAAAGACAUUAUAUAUUGACAGUACUGGACUGAGUGGUGAGAUUCCUUCGAGUUUCGCUAAUCUAAAGAACAUGGAAAUUCUGGUGGCUUAUGGCAUUGAACUUUCAGGAAGAAUUCCUGACUUUAUAGGAAAUUGGUCAAAUCUUAAUACCUUGAUACUUAUGGGAAAUUCGUUUGAAGGGCCGAUACCAUCAUCUUUUUCCAGUCUAACUAAUCUGACUGAGUUGAGAAUAAGUGAUUUAUCUGAUGGGAGCUCCUCGUCAUUAGCAUUUCUAAAGAAUAUAAAAAACUUAACGUACUUAGAACUAAGGAAUAACAAAAUUUCCGAUUCAAUUCCAUCUAAUAUUGGGGACUACCUAAGUUUGCAGCACCUGGAUCUGAGUUUCAACAAUAUCAGUGGAUAAAUUCCCAGCUCGCUUUUCAAUUUGGGUUCCCUGAUUUACCUGUUUCUUGGAAACAAUAAUUUAAUCGGUACCCUCCCGAAAAAAAAAGGGACAACUCUUCUCAGUAUAGAUGUAUCUUACAAUAAUCUAUCCGGCAACCUACCUUCUUGGAUUCAACAACAAAAUUUACAACUGUACGUCCUUAAUUUUUUUAAACAUAAUGCUAUUGUUGCAAUGUGCAAAAACUUAGUGGCCAACAACUUCAACAUAGAAAGUUCUAAUUACAUCAGUGCUCUCCCGUAUGGGCUGAAUUGUCUCCAACGCAAUUUUCCUUGCAAUCGAGGUUCUGGAAUCUAUUCGAGCUUUGCAAUUAAUUGUGCCGGUUCAAAAUUUACAUCUCACGAUAUUGUGUAUGAGAGUGACAAUGAGCGUCUUGGUCCAGCUACAUACUAUUUGACAGACACAAAUAGAUGGGGAGUUAGUAAUGUUGGAUACUUUGAGGACGAUAAUCUAGAGUAUACAAUUAAUUCUGCGUCUAUAGUCACAAAUACUCAAGAGUCGAUACUUUUCCAAACAGCUCGAACCUCUGCUUCAUCUUUAAGAUACUAUGGUUUAGGCCUUCAAAAUGGAAACUACACUGUGACUCUCCAAUUUGCAGAGUUAGCUAAUUUCACUGCUACUAGAUGGAAAAGUUUGAGGAUACGCGUUUUCGAUAUAUAUGUUCAGGGGACUUACCUUGAUCCUGUACAUCAUAUAUACGGACCCUCUAUUUCGGCCAUCAGUGCUACCCUAGAUUUCAAACCUCCAAGUCAGAACAAGAGAAUAGGCCUAAUUGUGGGGAUUGUUGUUGCUUUUGGGGUCGUAAUUCUGUUGCUUGCAAUUUUUUUUGUUGUCCAAAGAAGUAAAAGGCCACAGACUAUUGAUGACGAGCUUGUCGGCAUGGAUGUUAGACCAUACACUUUCAGUUAUGCAGAACUAAAGACUGCUACAAAAGGCUUCAGUUUUGCAAAUAAGCUUGGUGAGGGAGGAUAUGGACUAGUUUAUAAGGGAACACUCAGUGAUGGAAGAGUAAUUGCUGUGAAGUAAUUAUCUGUAGCAUCCCACCAAGGGAAGAGCCAGUUUUAUGCAGAAAUUACUACCAUAUCUGCCGUGCGACACCGUAACCUAGUAAAACUUCAUGGAUGUUGUUAUGAGAGAACACAAUGAAUGCUUGUCUAUGAAUAUCUGGAAAACAACAGUCUUGAUAAAGCUUUAUUUGGAAAAGGAAGUUUGGACCUUGACUAGUCAACGCGUUAUGAUAUUUGUUUAGGAGUAGCAAGGGGUCUAACUUAUCUUCACGAGGAAUCAAGGCUUCGAGUAAUACAUAGAGAUGUGAAAGCCAGUAAUAUUCUACUUGAUGGUAAUCUCAUCCCCAAAAUAUCAGAUUUUGGUUUGACCAAACUUUAUGAUGAUAAGAAGAGUCACGUAAGCACUCAUGUUGCUGGGACAAUUGGAUAUGUUGCAACAGAGUAUGCCAUGCGUGGAUAUCUUACGGAGAAGACUGAUGUGUUUGCCUUUGGUGUUGUGAUUCUAGAAGUUGUUAGUGGGAGACCAAACUGGGAUUCAAGCUUGGAAGAAGAGAAGAUGUAUCUUCUUGAUUGGGCUUGGCACCUAUACAAGAACAACCGCCAACUCGAACUAGUGGACUCAAAAUUGUCAAAAUUCAAUGGGGAAGAAGUAAAAGGCCUGAUAGGGGUAGCGCUUUUGUGUACUCAGACAUUGCCCUCGUCGAGGCCAUCAAUGUCCUGCGUGAUUGCCAUGCUUCGUGGAGAUGUGGAAGUGAGUACAGUAAAUUCUAAGCCUGGAUACUUGACUGAAUGGACAUUUGAUGAUGUGACCACCUUUGUUGAUGAUGAUAUAAAUGAAGAAUGUGAAGAUACUAACCAUUACAAUGGAUAAAACUCCAGAAAUAAGUGCUAGUGAAGCCCUGCUCCAUUGAUUAGCUUUUCCUUUAGAUUCCAGUUUUAUUUCAUGUUAAUUAAACACGACUAUUAUUCAUAAUGUUAAAAAAUUUAAGACCAAUAAACUCUAGUAAAAAAUAUAGGGAAUAGAUUUUGAACUACGUACUGUUCAACAAGCACAUGACUGAAUCUUCACCAGGAAAUGGAUAUUGAUUUUGAAUUACUUCUUCUUCAACAAGCAGAGAGGCUAAAA